Molecule: messenger RNA, 4569 nt
Organism: Helicoverpa armigera (cotton bollworm)
Lineage: Eukaryota; Metazoa; Arthropoda; Insecta; Lepidoptera; Noctuidae
Product: xylosyl- and glucuronyltransferase LARGE2s
Exons: 13
Coding region: 412-2562 (716 amino acids)
Biological process (GO): protein O-linked glycosylation via mannose
Molecular function (GO): glucuronosyltransferase activity; xylosyltransferase activity
Source: RefSeq, a predicted model, not a curated record
CUGUCAUUAAUCAAAUUGACAUUUCAGUGUUUCAGGAAGAAAAUUGUUGGAGUUCCAACCGCAAAUGCUAAUUACAAAAAUAAAUGUGUAAAUAAACCAUUACAUGCUUCGAUACGCGUGAGAAUUAACUGACAAAUAUGUUGUAAUACUAGCUUCAGGGACUCGCAGACAAUCAACUUUACAGAAGAUAUAUUUUCUUCAAACUGCAAUAAACAAGUCGUUUGAAUCUACCAUGAAAUAAAGUAAGUCUUAAUAUAAGAAACCGUUAUUUAACGAUAAAAUUAAAUUAGAAAUGUGAACAUAAAGAUAACAACUCAAUGUUUCGCCAUUGUAAAGUAGUCGACUUCCGAAAUAUUGAUGAAGCAAAAAGUCAGCAAUUAAAAUGCAUUAUAGCAAAUGAAAUGAUCAAACAUGAACAUGAGAUCUAAGAAUUUAUUGUACUGCCUAUUUUUUCGGCCAUGGCUGGGCGUACCCUUUGGGAUCGGUAUAGCUGUCUCUAUAGUAUAUUAUUGGUGGCUUAUAUCCAGGAUCAGUAUAUUGGAAUCACAGAAUAAAGUGUUCAAGACACAGUUACGGCUGUCACAGAGCGUUAUGAAACAAAUGUCGGUUGAUUCCGUAUCUAAUUAUGAAGUUCCUGUGAUACCCGAUGCAGUGGGAACGCUUUGUGAAACGGUGCACAUAGCAUUAGUAUGUAUGGGGAAGUGUACGAGGCAGAUCACGCCGAUGAUCAAAUCUUUGAUGCACCACCGACAGAACCCGAUACAUUUCCACUUCGUUGUAGAUAGCAGAUCUCAUGUUACCAUUAAUAAACUUUUUGACACUUGGGACUUGCCCGAUGUAAAAUACUCAUGCUACAAUGCAGAGGAGCAUCUAACACAGGUACAAUGGGUGCCAAACAGUCACUACUCCGGGGUAUACGCACUAGUCAAACUGUUGUUCCCAGAUAUCUUGCCGGACACACUGAGUCAGGCCAUUGUGUUGGACUCGGACUUAACCUUCUUGUGUGAUGUGGCCGAACUGUGGGCUUUGUUUAGAAAUAUGACUGAUGAACAGUUUAUAGGCCUAGUAGAAAACGAAAGCAGUUGGUACCUCAACAAAGCGAAACGCUGGCCAGCCCUAGGACGAGGGUACAACACAGGAGUCAUGUUACUGGACCUUAAAAAGAUCAGAACUACUACCGAUUGGACCAGACUAUGGCAUGAUGCAGUAAGAGAUAACAUUGGUAGACUGAAACAAACUACUUUAGCUGAUCAAGAUGUUAUAAAUGCUAUAAUUAAAAGUCAGCCUCGGUUUGUGUAUAAUAUGAGCUGUCAGUACAAUGUUCAGAUGUCUACGCAGACGUUAGCUAAGAAUUGUUAUGGGGAAGAUAGUAAUAAUGUUAAGGUAAUACAUUGGAACUCGCCGCUGAAACAUAAUAUAAAUAUUCGCGACGCGAGUUAUUUUCGCGACAUACAUCGCUCCUACGUGAACUUUGAUGGUAAUCUGUUGCGGGAAAAGCUACACAGAUGCUCUUUUAUCGAACACGUUACCGUGAAAGCAAACCAAUCAGACCUUUGCAGCAGUUUCCGCGCCGCACAGAAAGUAAAGCUGCGCACACACUUGUACUUCACGGACUAUAGUCACGCGAACGCGGAUAGUUUUGACGUUACACUCGCGGUACAGCUGUCUAUGGACCGCCUACAGUUUCUGGAUAGACUGGGACAUUAUUGGGAAGGUCCCCUCAGUGUGGCGAUAUAUUUAGCCGACUGUGAAGUGGAUAAUCUUUGGAGGUUUAUAAAAGACUGGUCCGAUACUCUUAGAGAUAGGAAGAAUAUUGGGUAUCAUUUGGUGUUUAAACAUGAUAAGGUACACUACCCAGUGAACUACUUACGCAAUGUGGCUCUAGAGAACGUGAACACUCCGUACGUGUUCCUAAUGGACGUGGACUUCGUGCCCAUGGCGGGAUUGUACGACCAUCUGCGCAACGCCAUACAGCUCAUCAACCCUUACCCUCAGAAGAAGUGCCUAGUAGUAGCUGCCUUCGAAACCCAACGCUACCGUACAUCAAUGCCGCGCAACAAGGCAGCACUGCUCUCGCGCCUGCGCUCUGCGCCGGGCGACGUGCAGCCCUUCCGAGCGCGCGAGUGGCCGAAAGGACAUCGCGCUACUAACUAUACGAGAUGGGCUACUGCUACUGCGCCUUAUGAGGUGGAGUGGCAGUCAGACUACGAGCCGUAUCUAGUCGUUCAUAGAUCUGUGCCUAAAUACGAUACAAGGUUUUCCGGCUUUGGUUGGAACAAGGUAUCUCACAGCGUGGAGCUGCGAGCUCAGGGGUACCGCGCGGUGGUGCUGCCGGGCGCCUUCGUGCUGCACACGCCGCACGCGCCCUCGCAGGACAUCACCGCCUUCCGCGCGGACCCGCACUAUCGCGUUUGCCUAGCAUUACUCAAACAAGAAUUCAUGGAAGAUUUAAAAAGAAAGUACAAUGUGACAUUCGAAGAGCCGUCUAAACCGGAUCAAGUUUAUUUAGCUCAAGCAAAAAGCAUGAUAUACAACCAAGUGCCAGACCAAGAGGUAAACUGACUGUUGUAAUUAUUACACUAAACUGUGGUGUUGUUUAUUACCCCGUAAAAUAAGUAUUCAAUGCCCCAAAAUAUUUUUAAUAAGGUAUCUUAUAAUGUAAAGUUUGAACGUGGGACACUUCAGUGUAUAACUUUUGAGGGUAAAGGCUAGAGUUAAUGUACAACAUAAGUUGAUUUAAGAAAAUCAUUUUCUGUUAUUAGUGAACUUUAGCCUAAAUAAAAAGUUCUUCAGCUAGUUAAUGGAGAACAAAAUUACUAGCGGAGGUGCCGAAAAAUCUCCUAAAAAUAUAACAUAAACACAGAUUAUAAUAUAAAUUUAACCUAGAAGAAGGCGCCUGACCUACUUGCAUUAUAGCAUCUCUGUUACACUAUCCCUACUCCGUGGUUCAUAUAGCAGAUUUGUAGAUUCGAGAGUGUUAAAUAUUUUAUGUACUCUAUAAUAUUGUCAUAUUUUAAAGGCAUUUACUUCAGUCUGUGAUUAUAUACCCCAUAUCUGUGUUAUAUAUGUACGUUUAAUUGCUUAUUUAAUGUUAUUGAAUUUGAUUAAAACGUGUAUGCAAUUACAUUUUUAUAAGACUGCCCACAAGAGAAUGUUAAGUGCUACCGUUAGUUGAGCGGAUGGGUUAAAAUAAUAUAAGCUAAUAACAUUUGCGGGUAAUUAAUAACACCAACACUUUUAAAAAUAUAUUCACAUUAGUGAUGUUAUGAAAAGUCGAUUAAAAUAAACAAGCAAAGGUUUUUCUUUAAAAAACGCACAGUAUGUAUGUUGUAUGUCAGAAAUAUCGUAUUACGAUGAUUUGACGAUAAAUCGCCUAUUCUACAACGUGUAACGUUAAAUGCACAAAACUUUUAUCUUUCUGAACGAGUUCAAAUUCUGUUGAGCAAAUUCUGUGAGAAAAAAGUGAUUUUAAAAAAUUAAGGCCCAAUGUUUACCUACAACAUAAAAGUCGGUUUCCUUAAAAUAACUGUUUACUGUGUUUUUUAAUUAACAGUUUUUAUUUACUGUCGGUUAACUUGAGCCUAAAGGUUUUCUGAGCUGUCUAAUUUUGCUGGCAAUUCUGAUUAUUUCUUGCGUCUGUGACGAUGCGGAGACAUGAUAGCUUGACCUAUUAAUAAAUAGACAGGGCAAUAUAUUUACUGAAGAUUUUUUUUUAAAUAUAAUCUGUAUAAAAAAAUAUUUAAUUGAUUCUACUCAUUGUACGGAUCAACCUAUUUUCAGGUUUUUUGCUCAUUUAACGUUACACGUUGUAUAUGUUGUAAGUACAGCACUAUGAAUGUAUUAUGUAAAAAAAAAAGUUUGUAAUUUUUUACUAAAAUACUCUGUACCAUAGACUAUAAGUGAUUUUACGUAAAUAACUUGGAAUCUAUAAUGUACAGUUCAACAGGUUUUAAAAUAAUAGUUAUCUUGUAUUUAUGUAUGUAGAUACCACAUUUUUAUCAUAUUUAUGUUAUCCAAAUGUUGUAAAUAAUUAUUUUAAUGCGUACAGAACAUUAUAAACAAGUAUUUAGUUCUUAUAGAUCAUUAUUUAUAUCGAACCAGUAAAAAAUCGUAUUAUUCAAUUUUAAAAUUAUUUUGUAAAAUAAAUCGAUCGAGUACCCACAUUCUUUGCAAAAUAAACGAUUUGAUUUGACAAAACGCAAUAACGAUUUGAUAUCGCUACUUCGUAGAUUGGCCGACUCAUUCUUGAAAUAGCCAAAUAAAGAGAUUGCAUUUAAAACGAGAUUAGUCAGAAAUGGAAUAUAUGUAUUUUGUUUGAUUAUUUUUCCGACCCAAAUAUCGACCAAUAGAAUUGCACCAUUCGACGUCACGUGGUACAACCUACAUGGUAUUAUACUGAAAAUUUUUUGAAUAUUUUCUCUGGUCGUUGCUACGUCAAACUGACAGGUUGUGGCCGACAUUUGGGACGGAAAAAUAAUCUCCCGAAUACCACACGAGCUUCAUAAUUAUCUGGCAUUUCCCUCAAGGUUCCCUGCAAACAAAUAAAGUCGUCAAGUUUUUCAGGAAAAA